Dermacentor andersoni is the source of this 1879-nucleotide messenger RNA. RefSeq lists its product as uncharacterized. Gene Ontology annotation, molecular function: metal ion binding. Lineage: Eukaryota; Metazoa; Arthropoda; Arachnida; Ixodida; Ixodidae. The record is from RefSeq and is a predicted model, not a curated record.
UUUUUGACGACACGUCCCGAAUUAGGUUUUGAUGGCUAUAGCGCACGCAAGAGGCAUUGGUUUUGAAACUGAAUUUAGAGAAUCGACGCCGGUCAUGACCUCCAUGAAUUUGGGAGCGGCCAAAGACUUGUUGUUGCUUUACGAGACGCUUAUGGAUGAAGAAGAGCAGCGGGAUCUUCUAUGCCAGGACCAGACGCUGCUCAACUUUCUAGUUUACGUUCUCCAGGAGACGACAGAUGAGAUCGUGAUGCUGUCCCUCAAGGUUCUGGCUGCCCUGUGCACUGAUGACAACAGAUGUGCGAUAGUCUCACAGACCUUCGGUCUCUCACCUUCGCUGGAGCUGCUAACUUCUGAGGCCCAAGACUUUGGCGUGAAAGAAGCUGCACUGAGACUCAAGAUGCGCCUGCUCGAGGCCAAGGUGGCGCUGCUCGCCAGGCAGCAAGAGGAGGCAGCCAUGGCUGACAUGCGGUUAUCGUUUCGAGAUUCCCGCAGCGCUCGGAAAGAUGGCAGUUUUGUUGCAACAACCCCAUCUCCAGCUAAGUGCCCACCAUUUAUUGGACAGCACAAUGGGGCGGCAAAAGUUGUUUCGCUACACAUCGAGGGCCUCUGUUCUCAGAGCGACAGAGAAUUGUGCAAAGAGAAGCUGCUCGCCGUCCGAGGUGUGAUCAGCUUCACAUUCGACAUCGAGAGGCGGCGGUGUGUCGUCCGGGUUAGGUCGGAUCUCUCGGCACGGGCAUUGAUACAGGCUAUCAAGUCCACGGGAACAAUGUCGGCAAUGCAGGUAGCCAAUAGUGCCAUCCCAAAAACACCAAGCAAUAGCAAAGCCAAGCCUUCAGCUGAAGACUCUCGCCUCGAGAUUGGCCAUGAGGCAGAAGCCAGUCGGAAGGUUGUGGAGAAUGAGGAGCAGGAAAAAGAAGAUGAGGACGAGAGAGAAAUCCUCCCGGACUAUCUCCCCGAGGUGGACAGUCCAAUUCGAGAGGACGCGAUCGUGCGGCAAAAGAAGUCAAAGAGCUCCUCAGCUGCCAGCUGGCUCGGAUCAGCUGCCACAUUCAUCACCAAGUCGCUGUACUGGUGAACACUCAUUCAAGCUCAGUGACAUUGCGAUCUCUGUCGAUGACACAACGAAGCACUUGCGAACUUCGAUGAAGACAUGCCAUAAUAGUGCACGGUGUUUAUUGGCCAGAGGUCUGUGGUGCAUUGUUGAAACGAAAAAAAAAUCCCGAUUCAAAGUGGUUUCGCCUGUUCCACCAGGACAAUAUGCUUGCCAUUUUGUCUGGUGACCCAUUUUGGCGUAAUACUAUACAUAGCACUGCCAUCACCGUUACCACCUCGGUUGCCUGUGAGGUUUACAUAGUAUGCUAGUAAAGCUGCGUUGCAUGUGUAAGCCUGGCAGCGGAAGAAGCAGUAGUGAUUUACUAAAGUUCUCCAAUAUGCUAUGAUACAUUGCGUUGCAAGUUGUAAGUGCCCUCACCCAUCUUUUUCGGUUUGCCUCUGUGUUUUGCUACAGUGCACUCUUUUCUUUUUUUUAGUUGUUCAUAAUGGAUCCAUGCGAACUAGGCAGUUUUAACAUGGUUUUUUGAUAACCUAUGUUGCAUGACUGUUGGCUGCCAGCACAACAUGAGAGAUACUGAAGAGAACCGUCUAAGUCGCACUUCUUGAAAUACAAAUAGGUCAUGUUGUAAGUAGAAGUUAACGCUGCAUAAUGUCAUAGACUUUGGCAGAAUCAAGUUGGCACUAAAAUUACCUGUUCAUCAUUUUAAAGAAUAACAUAGCACACAAAAAUAAAUUAUAACUCUGGCUGCGAACAUUUGUAGGCUUUUCCUGAGUGAAAGGAUUGAAAUAAAUGCAAAUGCUACGAAGUUUGUGUCUACAAUGUGAA